Messenger RNA from Solanum pennellii, 822 nucleotides. RefSeq lists its product as uncharacterized. Bases 1 to 822 code for a protein of 273 amino acids. The transcript has 4 exons. Lineage: Eukaryota; Viridiplantae; Streptophyta; Magnoliopsida; Solanales; Solanaceae. The record is from RefSeq and is a predicted model, not a curated record.
AUGCCCGUACAUUUGGAAUCUAGGCUAAAGAAUCACGAGGGCAUAAGUAAAUUACAUGUUUCUGGCCUAGUAUAUCUCGAGAAUUUGGCUGCACAAUACAACAAUUUUGAUAGUGUGAUAGUCCAAGCCCCAAAUCUUCGAUGCUUUACAUAUGCAGAACACGAGGACAAUUUUCAUCCUCGUGAAAAUAUUGUUUUGGAUGAGAUUCAGAGUGAAGAACUAAAGAAGUUUGCCUUAUUAAAGUUGAAGAAUAUGGAAAAAUUCACGAUUCAAGCUCCAAAUAUAUUGGAAUUUGAUUUUGUGGGUGAUAAAAUGUCAUUCUCAUCUAUGGAUCCUUCUUCCCUGGAAACAGCCCAACUCGUUUUCUCCUCGCCGAGCUCAAACUUUGGAUCAGUGGAUAGCACUAUUCCAACGACAAAAUUCUUGCAGACAAAGAGCAUCCUUAUUUAUGAAAAUCCAAGAGAAAUUCUUAUUCCACCAAAUCAUGAUGUCGUAAUAUUCGUUGCACCCAUACUGCGUGUUGAAUCGAUCAUUAGAAACUUAAUGACCUACUGUCCCAGUAUCAUUUCUAUACUUCCAUGUACAAAUAGCAAAGUACUCCAGGUGUUCUCUGUACUACAAGGGUGUGCACAGAAUCAGAAUUGCGGUAAAGAAUGUCCAUUCAAUACUGAGCUUUUCCACAAGGAUCGUAUAUUAAAAGAAGUCAUCAGUUGUACAGGGACAACUGAGGGGAUGGACUCCAUUUGGUAUUCCUGGUUGAAAUCCACGUCUUUAAUCAACCAAAUGACUAUUUUCAUGUUCAAAUGGAAAUUAGAAGCUUAG